Messenger RNA from Pristis pectinata (smalltooth sawfish), 5382 nucleotides. It is a transcript of the gene ccnk, whose product is annotated as cyclin K. Gene Ontology annotation, biological process: regulation of transcription by RNA polymerase II; positive regulation of DNA-templated transcription, elongation. The record is from RefSeq and is a predicted model, not a curated record. Gene Ontology annotation, cellular component: nucleus; cyclin/CDK positive transcription elongation factor complex. Gene Ontology annotation, molecular function: cyclin-dependent protein serine/threonine kinase activator activity. Lineage: Eukaryota; Metazoa; Chordata; Chondrichthyes; Rhinopristiformes; Pristidae. The transcript has 12 exons. Bases 233 to 1954 code for a protein of 573 amino acids.
GGUUUAUUCAAAAUGGCGGCGCCCUGUCCGACUCGUUGGGGAAGUUAGCGAGUCGGAGUGAGAGUGCCGGUGGUUUGGUUGGCGGAUCCGCUGCCUUCGUCGCUUCUCUGCCUCCGCCGUGUCUGGAUUUGCCCCUUCCCCCCGAGGACUUUAAGGAGUUGAUCGGGGAGCUGUGUUGGUCGAGGCCGGGCCUGGUGAAGUGGAGGCCGAGCCUCAGCGCUGUCUCAGGUAAAUGAAGGAAAACAAGGAGAACUCCACCGUGACUACAGCACUGGCAAACGUGGACCUCAGGAAGCCAUGCUGGUAUUGGGAUAAGAAGGAUCUGGCACACACCCCGUCCCAGUUAGAAGGACUUGAUCCAGCAACAGAGGCGCGCUAUCGUCGAGAGGGUGCCAGGUUUAUAUUUGAUGUGGGAACACGUCUGGGGUUACAUUAUGACACACUGGCCACAGGAAUCAUCUAUUUUCAUCGUUUUUACAUGUUUCAUUCCUUCAAACAAUUUCCGAGAUAUGUUACAGGAGGCUGUUGCCUCUUUCUGGCUGGGAAAGUAGAAGAAACUCCCAAAAAGUGUAAAGAUAUCAUUAAAACUGCUCGAAGUUUGCUGAAUGAUGUACAGUUUUCACAAUUUGGAGAUGAUCCCAAGGAGGAAGUCAUGGUUCUGGAGAGAAUACUGCUGCAGACAAUUAAAUUUGACUUGCAGGUCGAACAUCCUUAUCAAUUCUUGCUUAAGUAUGCUAAGCAACUUAAAGUCCAAUUUUCUCUUUCUGUAGGUGACAAAAACAAACUUCAAAAGCUGGUGCAAAUGGCUUGGACCUUUGUAAAUGACAGCCUGUGCACUAUGCUAUGUCUCCAGUGGGAGCCUGAGAUCAUUGCCGUGGCUGUGAUGUACCUAGCUGGUAGGCUGUGUAAAUUUGAGAUUCAGGAGUGGUCGGCCAAGCCAAUUUACAGGAGAUGGUGGGAGCAGUUUGUACAGGAUGUGCCUGUCGAGUUACUGGAAGAUAUUUGCCAUCAGAUACUGGACCUGUAUUCCCAGGGUCAACAGCAGAUGCCCCAGGCCCCCCAGCAUCAAUUGGCAGCAAUCCCGAGCUUGGAGCAACCACUACCACCAAUACAGGUGCAGCAGGCCAAGAAACUUUCGCCUCAGUCAACACCACCUCGACAGAUCAAACGAGCUGCGGUUGCUUCUCCAAAGGAAGAUGGCAAGGCAAUGGGUGAAGUGCCAGAUGACUGGAGGACAGCAAAUAUUGUACCUUUAUUCAAGAAGGGCAGCAGGGAAAAGCCAGAUCUGCAGCCUCCUAAAAUUCCCAAACUGGAAAAUCCUCAUCCAGCACUUCCACCAGCUAGCCAUCCUCCUCCAGAGCGCAAGCCAUCAAUAAGUACAGGGACCACCAUUAUUGAAAGUGAACCACCUUCUACAGGAAACUCCUCUGAAGUGGCCAAAGCCACCAUCCCACCACCUCUUCUUCCUCCUACUGCACACCAACAGCCACAGAUGCCCCAGCGACCUCCUCCCUCUGCUGCCUACAUAAUGGGAAUGUCAACAACUAGCUCUUACAUGUCUGGGGAAGGUUUCCAGAGUUUGCAAUCUAUGAUGAAGACUGAUGGACCCUCCUAUGGAAGCAUACCAUCCUAUGGACCACCAACUCAUGUCCCUUACCACCCACAUGUUUAUCCUAAUCCAUCUGUACCUCCUCCCACUACUUAUCCACCUAAUAUCCCUCCACCUACUCCAGGAUAUCCUCCACCAGGGUACAAUCCUACUUUUUUGCCCCCUCCUCGGAUUCCACCUGCCCACACGGUACCACCUCCUCCAGGACUGGGUCUUCCGCCAACCAGCUACCCUCCCCCCACAGUGCCACCUGGGGGACAACCUCCUGGACCUCCACCACCGCCGCCGCCACCACCACCAGGGCUGCCGCCCGUAGGUGGGCUGACACGAGGUUGGCUGAGGUAGUGGACGUUUAUCAUCUGGUAAGUGUGGGAUGAGGUUUGGCUUCUUGCAGGGAUUGGUGUGGCCCUGAAAUCUCACAGGGUCUGAGUACCAGGAUGAAAUAAUGCAGGUGCCCUUUACCCAACAGCUGUAUGUACUUUGCUCCUGAGUGGUCACCGUCUGCUAAGUGCAGAUGAAUGAAUAGCUCAGAUUUUAGCAUUGAUUACCCUCUCUUCCUCCUCCUUUAGCCAGCUUUCUUCUGUCCACCUACACCCCAAUGUAUUCCUGCACCUUGUUCCAUCUGAUGAGUUGUUUAUGGCUAAUUUGCACCCAGUCCUGGAGCAGCCAAAGGAAACUAACUGGGACAAAAGCAACAUGCUGUGGAUGCUGGAAAUCUGUACACAAAAAAAAGUGCUGAUAAAACUCGGCAUUUGAUAGAAAAAGAAACAAUUAGGUUAGGUGCCUUAAUCUAUUGAGCUUCUUGCAUCCUCAAACAUGCCCCCUCAUCCCAUAAAGGGCUUAUGGGUCAAUGUUUUGCUCUCCCAAUACUUUGCUUAAGAGGCCAUAUUUCAACAUGACUGCAAAUGAAGAAGGAAAGUUGUUCAACCUUGAGAAUCAUCUCACCUAUGCCUGAUUUUGGUGUCCACACUUCAGGAGUUGCUGAAAAGGGCCCCAGUGCUAGGAAGUGACAGACAAUUGUAAUGCCUUAGUGAUUGCAACAGCUGUGGUCACUGGUAUAAACCAAGAAUUCAACUUGAUCUCUUUUGGUUGGCACAAGUUGGUGCUGUGUUGGCUGGCUCAGAGCAUCAGGUUACAUUCUUUCUAGUAUUACUGUAAUAUGUUCGUACAAAUAAGUAGUUAAAGAGUUUAUUUUUAAAUGGAAAGGUUUGUAACCCUUAAAGUCAAAUUCAUUUUAGGUUAUUAAAUAUUCUGAGCUCCACUGUUGUUCCAGCCCUCGUAUUGUUCUUCAUUAAAAAGACCAAGCAAGUCUGGGCUGCAGAUGUGUUGAUAAUUAAAAAGAUGUUCCAUUGUGAUAAAUAGAUUCAGCACUUCGGACACAAAUAUAUACAGCAGAGGUGGCAAGUUCCAACUGUUUUUUAUUUUGAGCUUAUUUUGCUGGCUUUACAGGAGUAUGACGGAAUGGAUUCCCUCAAUUACCAUGUGCUGUUCAGUCCAGCUUGAUUGUAGGCUUGGUAACUUUUGGAGGCGCCUUACUGUCUGAUCUGAGAUUUGAACUCUGGCCCUUGGUUUGAGAAGACAGGACUGUACCACUGCACUUGUGGUCACAAGAACAUUUAUAUUCCCUUGGAAAUUUCUACUUGUGGUUUUUCUAAGAACAAUACAAUUGUAUGUGAAUUUAUACUAACUUCUCAUACAUUACAAGAGAAAAAUGCAUUGUCAAAUGAUUGUCAUUCCAAUCGAAGUGACAGAUUUAUGCCACUCUGAUAACUGGCUUUAGGAAAAGAUGUAGUUAAUUUAGCUUCUUGACCCUAUUCUGCCAUUUGGUGAUUUCAAGACUGAUCUGUCACUCUGUACCCCUUCCUAUAUUACCCUUGUUUAUCAGAAAUCAUUUGGUCUUGGAUUUAAAAUCAAUAAUUGAACCAACAUCAAUUGCUACCUGUAGAAAAGGGUUCCAAAUUUCUACCCUCUGCGUGUGGCAGUGUUUUCUAACUAAGCCCAGUUCUUCCCCUAAUCCUAGAGUCCCUAACCAAAUGAAAAACCUCUUUUGGGCCAUCCAAUUCUUCUUAAGGUCUUGAAAAUAUUGAUCAAAUCGCUCAUAACCAUCUAAAUUCCAGCCAGUACGUCUAGUUUGUGUAAGCUCUAUUUAUAACUUAACUGGGUACAUUCUGGUAAAUCUAUUUACCAGUCUCACCAAAUACAUCCUCCUUAGGAUAUGGUCAUUCCAUUUGGAUACACUACCAGAUGUCACCAGAGUUUUCUACUGCUGCAGCACAACUUCUGUCCCUUGUAUUUCAGUCCUUGGGUAUAAAACUGAGUAUUCCAUUAGGCUUUUUGAUUUGUUUUCUGCACUUGUCUGUGACAUUUGAAUAUUCAUAUGAUUCUCUGGCAUUUACACAGGCCCCCAAGUAUCUUUGGGCCUUCUGAAAUAAAAGCAGAAAAUGCUGGAAGCACCCAGCUAGUUAGUCAGCAUCCAUAGAAGGAGAGGAAAGGUAAUGUUUCGGAUUGAAGGCCCUUCAUUAGAACUGAAACAUUAAAGUUUCUUUUUCCACAGAUGCUGCCUAACCUGCUGAAUGUUUCAGGCAUUUUCUGUUUUUAUCUCAGAUUUCCAGCAUCUGCAGUUAUUUUUCCCCUUCAUUUUCUCUAGACUUUUAGAUGUAGGAAAGACUUUAUUUAGGUCUCGUGUCUGGCCCAAUAUUUGCCUACAUUAAAGUUCAUUUUGCCAAUUUGUUUAAAAAAUUAAUAUGUGUAAUAUUAUACUUCAACUUGCAUUGCCUACAAUCACAUUGCUGGAAUCACACCAAUUCCAGUUUCAAAGUGUGCAGUUUAAGGCCCCAGCACAGAUUGUUCUAGUUAAUUCCUACCAAUUAAAGUACUUGGCCAUUCUCUCUACUGCAUUUUGCGGCAAUUUCGUAAUCUGAUCAUUAAUUUGCUUCAGUUCCAUUAACUUCAGUAUUGGCUUGAAGUGUUUUUAUGAGGCACUUUAUCAGAUGCCUUUUGGAAGUCGAUAUAAAUAAAACCUCUUGGCACUUCCCUAUCCACUACAUUGCUCACCUUUUUAAAAAUUGCCACGUUCAUUGGGCAUGACUUGCUUUACAAAUUUAUGUUGGUGUACCCAGAUAGAUGAAAAAUUUUGUAAUGUUCAGUCACUUGAUUCUUGAUUGUAGACUCCUGUAGUCUAUUGGCAACAUGAUUUUGGGCUGGUUGAUCUACAAUUCCCUGGCGCCUCAUUUUAAAGUAAACAGAGUAAUUCACAAUUCUUCAGUCUGAAGAAACAAUUUCCUAAAAAAAUACUUUGGACAAUUGUACAAAGGGCACCCUACAAUAUCAUACCUUAAAAGCUUGAAAUAGAAACCAUCUGGUACUGGAGAUGUUCUCACUCUUUAGUGCUGUUAUUUUCUUUAUAAUCGUCAUAUUGAUGGCAUGUCCCAUCCCUGAUUCACCAUUAACUUGGGGAUAUCCAACAUGUUAUCCUCGAUCUCCAGUUCCAUUUUGCAAGCUGGAAUACUCCAGUUAGGCAAAUGGAGUAGUCUUUGUUUUCUUUUUCUUUGCAUUGAUUUCUGUCCUUGAGUUCUUCAGUUGUCUGAUAUAACUUGAAAAAAAUUCAGUGUAAUUUACUCUGUCUGUAGUAUAUUUGUCUACAGGUUGAAUUAAGUUUAUUUUUCCAAAUAGUGUCAAAGCCUGAAUGUAACAUAUGAGAUUGUACUGUGAGCUGGGCUUUGACAAAAAUAUUGUACAAUUAGUGGCUAAUGCAGCCGAAUAAAUUUGAUAUU